AUGAAUAAAUGCAUUCAAGCAAAUAAAACUGCCAUUGCCAUUGACGCGAUCAUCAACCAGAAGUCGUUCAAUACUGGCGCAGAUGAGAAGAAGAAGCUCUACUGUAUCUAUGUCGCCAUUGGUCAGAAGAGAAGUACCGUCGCUCAGCUGGUCAAGAGGUUGAGCAAUGCUGAUGCCAUGAAGUACACCAUCGUCGUCUCGGCCACCGCGUCCGAUGCCGCCCCGCUGCAGUACCUUGCCCCAUACUCCGGUUGCUCAAUGGGAGAGUACUUCAGAGACAACGGCAAACAUGGACUCAUCAUCUACGACGAUCUGUCGAAGCAGCCCUUCAGCAUCCCGAUGUUUUGCAAUGACAUAUCCAUAACAGAAAAGAGCCUGCAGAAAGCUGUGGCCUAUCGCCAGAUGUCGCUCUACUGCUGCGUCGCCAGCCGGUCGUGA
This is a messenger RNA of Priapulus caudatus, 438 nucleotides long. RefSeq names its product ATP synthase subunit alpha, mitochondrial-like. Gene Ontology annotation, biological process: proton motive force-driven ATP synthesis. The transcript is spliced from 5 exons. NCBI's taxonomy places the organism in Eukaryota, Metazoa, Priapulida, Priapulimorpha, Priapulimorphida, Priapulidae. Gene Ontology annotation, molecular function: ATP binding; proton-transporting ATP synthase activity, rotational mechanism; ADP binding. The coding region runs from base 1 to 438 and encodes 145 amino acids. The record is from RefSeq and is a predicted model, not a curated record.